UGAAUGAUUCUAUUCAAUGAACUUUAUAAACUCAUAAAUUUACCGAAGAGAAUUAGAAAGGCACAAUUUUUAGUGGUCGCGGCUGCAGAUUGAUGCUGUUCCUCAUUCUAGGAGCUAUACGCCGCCGUUCACGACGUCGACGGCAACGACAACAACAGCAACAAGAGCAACAGCAGCAGCAACAACGUCAAGGUGACCAAAAUCAUCAGUUCCGCCACGAGCAACACCGGUAAAAUGAAAUUGGAAUCCGGCAGAGGAGAAACAGGCGGAUGCUGCUACUCCGGUAAUCUCCGCCGGUGGGUUCUGAUAGUAACACUAGUGUUCACCGCCAUUGCAGUACCUUGCCUCGUCCUCAACAACACUGUCUAUCCUUUCCUUCUUCUCCGUCACUCCUCUUAUUCCAUGGAAAAUGGAAAGGGGAAAUUGGGAAGAGUACUGAAGGAAGCUGCAAUGGAAGACAAUACUGUGAUCAUAACGACAUUAAACGAAGCAUGGGCAACUCCAGGUUCAAUAUUCGAUCUCUUUCUUGAAAGCUUCCUGAUUGGGAACCAAACCAAACACCUUUUAGACCAUUUGGUUGUGGUUGCUCUGGACCAGAAGGCUUACAAUAGCUGCUUGGCUGUACACUCUCAUUGCUUUGCUCUCACCACGAAAGAUGUAGAUUUCUCCGGCCAAGAAAAGUAUUUCAUGUCCCCUGAUUACCUGAAGAUGAUGUGGAGAAGGAUUCAUUUCCUACGCUCUGUUCUUCAGCUUGGUUACAACUUCGUUUUCACUGAUGCUGAUAUAAUGUGGUUCAGAGACCCUUUUCCACGACUAUAUAAAGAUGCAGAUUUCCAGAUUUCAUGUGAUCGAUUCAAUGGCAACUCCUUGGAUUCAAAUAACGCUCCCAAUGGAGGAUUUACUUAUGUGAAAUCGAAUAAAAGGACAAUGAAGUUCUACAAGUUCUGGUACCUCUCUAAAAACACCCAUCCAGGUCUUCAUGAUCAAGAUGUAUUUAACAUGAUCAAGCAUCAUCCUUUCAUCACUCUAAUUGGGUUGAAGAUGAGGUUCUUGAGCACUACUUACUUUGGUGGAUUCUGUGAGACUAGCAAGGAUUUAAACCAAGUCUGCACAAUGCAUGCAAAUUGUUGUGCUGGUCUGGACAGAAAAGUCCAUGAUCUCAAGGUUAUGCUUGAGGAUUGGAGAACAUAUGUGUCUCAGCCAACCGCUGUGAAGAGAUCCAAUUCAUUAUCUUGGAGGGUGCCACAACUUUGCUGGGAGACGUUCCAUCAACGACCUCUCAAAAGGAAAGUUCCGAAAGAGAAGAAAGGUUGAGAAUGUCCAGAAAGACAACUUUCCGUAUUCUGUGUAAUCCUGUGUAAAGAUGAAGCAUAACGAAUUCACACCCAAGUAUGCAUGAAUGAUGGGAGGAUCAGCUCUUGCGCAAAUUAUGUGAUAAAGAUGUAGCUACCAUCUAUGGGAUGCAUAGUUUCAAAGUUAUUUAUUACAUUCUAAAUUGUCUAUUAAUUUGUACCCAAAUUAGAUGUUUCUUGUAUCUCAAUCAAAAUCCCUCUUGUUCCAUUCUUCUUUACAAUGAUGUUGUAUUGAAAUCAAAGUGGAGAAAUCUCUGCAAUUUGUUCUGUGGUA
This is a messenger RNA of Macadamia integrifolia, 1626 nucleotides long. RefSeq lists its product as uncharacterized. The transcript is spliced from 5 exons. The record is from RefSeq and is a predicted model, not a curated record. The coding region runs from base 235 to 1314 and encodes 359 amino acids. NCBI's taxonomy places the organism in Eukaryota, Viridiplantae, Streptophyta, Magnoliopsida, Proteales, Proteaceae.